UUGUUGUUAUUUUAUUUCAGAUCUUUAUAAUAAUGUUAUUUAAUUCUGUUAUAGGGUGUCUUAUUCCUUUUAUUGGAUUGAUUUCUGGAUCAAGGGUUUGUAAUAUCACUAUAGAAGCUUUAGUUGGAGCUGAGAAACAAGUAAUGAACCCUAUAUUAGAAGAUGAAACCUAUGGUACUGAACUCACUUGUUGGUAUCAUAUUAGAACCAAACCAUCGAUAUUAGAUCUAAGUAUAAGCCUGGAUUUUGAAAGGUUUUCAGUUGGAAAUCUUGCUGGAAAUUCUUGCGUUGACGGUCAUCUUCAGGUUUUAGACUCCAAGCAUAGCCGAGUAAACGAGGAUCUGGGUGUAUACUGUGGUAAUAUCAACCAACCAAAACUAAUAAUUAGGGAAACAGAUAUAAUUAAACUGAUCUUCUUUUCUCAUAAUGCAAGCAAAACCCUGGAGUGGAGCUUUACCGUCAGGGCAAUUGGAAGAAAAGACUUACCACAGAGAUUUGGAUCUCAUCCGGAAUAUUUCCCAGGACGAGUGGGAGCUGUUGUUGAAGGAACUUAUUGUGAAACCGUGUUCCAGGAUUGCAGGGAACAGUCUUGUUUUGUUCAGAGUCCAGGCUUCCCUGGAGUAUAUCCUAGAGGGAUAUCCUGCAGGUAUUAUAUAUCCACCAAAUCAGCUCUAAUCAGGAUGUAUAUAGACGGAGUGUUCUGGGAUGCUUUUAAUGUAGAUUCCAGACGAUGUGAGAACUUUAUAGAGUGCGACAUCAGACAGCUGGGAGCAGAUUGUCCAUACGACUAUGUCAGUAUUUACGACGGAAUGGACGAAUAUUCACCUUUAAUUGGCAAAUUUUGUGGAACUGGCUACUUUCCUCAGUCUAUUGUAGGAACCACAAACAGAUUGUUUAUAGAGUUCGUUACUUCAAGAGCUGGGCCUCUGAUGAACACCGGAUUUGAUUUUAAGAUUACCAGCUCACCCUCUACAGGGUUACCUUUAAUAAACAGCAGUUAUUUGGAAAUACAAAGCAUUCAACUCAAUGGAAAGGAUGAGGGAACGAUUUUAUCAUUGGAACACUGGUAUAAACCAGGAACUAACUGUUCCACACUUUUAAAAGGAACAAGUACUCAAGUUGUCAGACUUUACUUUGAGAAGAUGAAAAUAGUGGAGAAGGAUUCUAUACAAAGCAAGAAUGGAUCAUGUGAGGAGUAUCUAGCCCUUUAUGAUGCUUCCUGGCCGGAUCCCACCAGGGUUUUAAAGGUUUUUUGCGAUGGAGUUCCUCAAUCAAAUAAAAAGAAGAACUAUAUAUCUACUGGACCAACUAUGUUUGUGAAUUUUGUAUCUCAUCUUGGUAGUUAUUCAGGUAGUUCAAUAUAUUACUGGGGUGUUUUCGAUUUUCAUGACACAGAGACAAAUGGCGAAAAGGUUCUUAACUCUAGAUGUGAUGAAGAUUUUACCUCAAACUCUGGAACAAUAAGAUCGCCUAUAAAUUCUCUACUCUUUUUGAAUCCAAGAACGGAUGUGAAGUGUAAGUAUCGGAUUCGAGGGAACCCGACCCAAUACAGGAGAAUAUCUCUUCUCCUGGAAUAUACAAAGUUUCCAUCAACUAGCAAGACGUGUCACAGCUGUACAGAUAAAAAUGUAGACCAUUUAGAAGUUUUAGGCGAAGGAGAUGUUAGUUCAUUCUGUUAUUCUUCCUGCUCUAACCUGAACCAGUCCCUGGAGAUAAUCUCUGCUAGCUCAAGUCUAUCUCUUCUACUGUUCAUUUCCAAAGCAACAUCAACUGGAAACUACUUUAAGAAGAAACCAGCAAUUUUUCAGGCCCAUUUUUCCUUUCUCCAUCACGCGGUAUGCGGACCAACAGUUAUUAAAGCUGAUCAAUCAGGUUUCAUUAAGUUUCCAGAUGUAACAAAACAAAGGUUUCCAGACGAGAAUGUUUACUGUAUCUGGGAUCUAGUUACUGUACCGCUGAGAAAUAUACAGUUUCAGUUUGGGAACCUGACGUUCAUAUCCGAGUCCUGCCAAAAACAUUCUAUUCUUCUCAGUUCGCUGAAACAUGAUGAUUAUCACAAGGAGUGCGGUCAAUCCAGGGGGUCAAGCAAAACAGUCAAUAUACCUGGUUCGGAAAAUGGUGGAACAGUGAAGUUAACUUUAAAAAUGAAAUCUCUAGACCUGGGACAGUUUCAGCUUCGUUGGAACUACUAAUACUGUACACUAUGUACACUGUACAGUACAGAAUGCAGUACAGUAGUUUAUCGGAACCACCGAUAAUGUACUGAUAAGGACUGGAGAGUGGCAUGUCCGAUUCAAAAUGGUACCCUAAUUAAGAGACACUGAAAUAAAUUUUAUGGAGGAAAUUAACAGAAUUAAUCAUUUUUAAAGAUCAAAACACUGCGAUAUCUUUUACAUUACUGACCUGAUAAAUGUUUAAUGAGCAUUGUUGUAAAUCGGGUCACUUUAAAUUACAAUGAUAUCCCUUCAACGCUGAGCUUAAAACUACAAUUUCCUACUAGUAUUGAACAAUACAGUAUGCAACCCAAAAGUAGAUUAAAACUACUAUUUCCUACUAGUAUUGAACAAUACAGUAUGCAACCCAAAAGUAGAUUAAAACUACCAUCUCCUACUAGUAUUGAACAAUACAAUAUGCAACCCAAAAGUAGAUUAAAACUACCAUCUCCUUCUAGUAUUGAACAAUACAGUAUGCAACCCAAAAGAAGAUUAAAACUACACAAAUCUGUAUAUCUGUACAAAACCAUUUAGUUUAAACGUUUUAUUUAUCUAAUGUAUUGAUGUGUAGUAAAAAUUUAAGAAUGAAAAGAAUUUUGGAAUAAUAGAUUGUUUAUAUUAAAAUACAAAGAAUAUGCAAUAAAAUCUAUGAGUUCA
Molecule: messenger RNA, 2870 nt
Organism: Eurytemora carolleeae
Lineage: Eukaryota; Metazoa; Arthropoda; Copepoda; Calanoida; Temoridae
Product: cubilin
Exons: 33
Coding region: 33-2192 (719 amino acids)
Cellular component (GO): plasma membrane
Source: RefSeq, a predicted model, not a curated record